Boleophthalmus pectinirostris (great blue-spotted mudskipper) is the source of this 2399-nucleotide messenger RNA. RefSeq names its product interferon-inducible GTPase 5-like. The coding region runs from base 303 to 1943 and encodes 546 amino acids. Gene Ontology annotation, cellular component: membrane. Gene Ontology annotation, molecular function: GTP binding. The record is from RefSeq and is a predicted model, not a curated record. The transcript has 5 exons. Lineage: Eukaryota; Metazoa; Chordata; Actinopteri; Gobiiformes; Gobiidae.
UGUAGAGGUGACUGAGCAUUCAUCUCUCAGAUUUCAGACUGGAAGAUCAAGCGCAUUGAGGGCGGAGCCUGUGUGCGUGUGUGUACUCAGGGAGGAGUGAGAGUGUGAAAAGGCGAGGAGUGGUGCGCUGACGGGAGCCAAGUGGACAGGAUUACUUCACUGAGGCAUACACCCUCUGAACUGCUUGUCAGAAGACCAGUAAUUUUGGGAACUCGUCUGAGACUAGCAUCACCUGCUGUCCAGUGCUAAUCAUUGAAGAACCUGAGCUGAUCACCCAAGCAACAGAAUCCAGAGAACAAGCCAUGUCUGUGCUACAUGACCUGAGAUGGGAGAUCCAGCAAGAACUUCACCAGCUGACCUGUUCCCACAGCAGAGACCUUCUCUACAAGCUGGCAGAGUCUUUCAGAAAUGAGGUGGAAGAAGAACUGCCAGAUGCAGAGUCUACCGAAGUGGAACUCUUCGACUUCAUUGUUGACUUUCUGAGAAGUCCACAACUGAAGCGUCUUAAGGACCAGGGGAUGUCCCGUCUGCUUGCAUUCCGUGACCUCAUCAGAGAACUACAAUCACCACCACCAGCUGUGAUGCAGGCUUCUGUGGGACAGGGCCCUGUAGAGCAGGGUGCCGUGGGAGAGGCUGCUGUGGUGUUGCCGGCCAGUGAAGUGACUGAUGUAGCUCCUGUUAUCAGUGAGGAGAGUGCACCUUCAGACAUCACAGUAAUGUCGUCAUCACCAUCAGUAAUCGCUGAUCCAGUUACCGAGAUCAUGGUCGACCAGUGCAAAGAAGAACUUCAAACAGCUCUACAAAACAAUGACCUGUCUCUAGCGGCUAAAGAGGCUCUGAAAUAUCUGGACAUGAUAAAUAAUGUUUCCUUGAACAUUGCGAUCACUGGAGAGUCUGGCUCUGGUAAAUCUUCUAUAGUGAACGUUCUGAGAGGAAUAAAAAACAAAACAGAUGGAGCAGCACCUACGAGUCCAGUGGAGACCACGAAGGAGCCCACACCGUACCCCUACCCAAAACAAGACAACAUUAAAAUAUGGGAUCUGCCUGGGAUUGGUACCAUCAACUUUAAAGCAGAUGAAUAUCUACAGCAGGUGGAGUUUGAGAAGUAUGAUUUCUUCAUCAUUGUUUCCAAUGAUCGCUUCAAAGAAAACGAUGCAAAACUGGCUCAAGAAAUUCAAAGAAUGAACAAGAAGUUCUACUUUGUCCGAUCCAAGAUCGACCAGAGCAUACAAGGAGAGAUAGAGUGUGAUCCAGACCUUAAGGAGGAUGAUCUUCUUAAAACCAUCAGAGAUGACUGCAUUAAAGGACUUCAGGACCUUGGCAUUCAGUCUCCAAAUGUCUUCCUGGUGUGUGGCCUCAAACGACAUCUGUACGACUUUGAGAAUUUCUGUAAAAAAUUUCAAGAGGAACUUCCUGAACGCCAACUAGAUGCACUGAUCAUCGCUUUGCCAGUCAACAGUAUUGAAGUCAUUGAGCAGAAGAAAAAAGCUUUAGAGAAGAAAAUAAAAUGGUACAUAUUAGCAUCUGCAGCAGGAGCAGCUGUGCCCAUCCCUGGUAUUUCUGAGGGUCUUGAUCUGAGCAUGAUCAUUAAAUUCACCAUAGAAUGCCGCAAUGCACUGGGCCUUACUCCUGAUUCACUUGAGAAGCUGUCCAGUUUAAGCAGUGUGCCUGUGGAAGAUCUCAAAGCUGUGGUAAAAUCACUUCUGUCGUCAUCUCAAGUAACCAAGAAUCUGGUGCUAAAAGUGCUGUCCACGUCUGCUAUCUACAUCACUGCAACAUCUAUUGAGGAAGGAUCCAGGUUUAUCCCACUUAUUGGAAUACCAGUUGCAAUGAGUCUUUCGAGUUUGACAACCUACAGAGCACUGAAUUAUGUACUAAACACUCUGACAGAGGACGCAAAGCAAGUUUUGAGAGCAGCUCAGAGGGGGAACAAAUCUGAAUGAGUAAAAUCGCUAUUUACUCAGCAUUAUCAGUCACAGAAAUCCACCGGCCUUAUAAGUGGAUGUGUCCAACUGGUCAACAACGUCCAUAUGCAUUUAUUCAGUUAAAUCUGUUGUGUAACCAACAGACAAGUGUCUUUCUGUAAACUAGGGCUGUGCAGUUAAUCAUUCUUAAUCAUUCUUAAUCAAGAUUCAGUUAGGACUUUUUAAUAGAGAGGUCUACAGUGAAGCAUGUUGUUUGGAGAGGACUUUGGACGAUGGAAUAUAACUAUUUUUGUACUAAAUGGCACUGAUUAAAAGCCUGAAGUAUUUCUGUUUAGAAAAUUGUAUAUUGUUGAAAUUGUAGUACAAAUAAAAUUGUGAAUAAGGACAAAUCAUUGUUUCUUUAUUAAAUAAACCAUCGAUGCAAAUAUGUACUUUACUCUGUAAUUUGCACCCAUAAAAUAAAAUAUUACAUUA